AUGAAUUCGAGUAAUAACAAUAAUAAUAGUAAUAAUAGUAAACCUCGGCAGAACUCUCCUGAUACUUAUACAUCAAUGCCUCGUAUUUCAACUAAUCGAAAUACAUCUGUAUAUUCUUCUUCUUCUUCAAGUAAUAAACAACUUAGUAAUAGUAAUAAUAUGACUAAUACUAAAACAUCACCAGCUGAUAUAAAUUCCACUUGUGAUGAGCAUAAUAAUAAUUCUAAUAUAAAUACUAUUCCUACUUCUAUCACAACUACUUCAACAUUAAACCUUCAUAGUCAUCAUCCAUAUCAUCCUGCCAAUGUGUCGUCAACAACAACUUUGUCAUCUUCAACAUCAUCGUCUAUUUCCACUGCCUCCUUAUCCACUUCAUCUAUUGAUCCCGGUUUAGUAACGAUGUCUAAUUUAAAUACAACAUGUAUUGGUACAGAUCAGUCAACAGUAACAACACCAGCAUUGUUGACAAAUGAAUCAUCUAAUUCAUUAUCGUCAAGAUCAUGUGAUUCAACAACAUCUAAUCUUAUUGUAAAUUCUCCUAAUCGUUCAGUAACGACAACAAAUAAUAACAACAAUACUAAUAAUAAUAAUGUUAGCAGUAGUAAUAGUACAACAAAACGCAAAAAUAGUCCAACAACUACUGAAGAUGAUUUAACUACUGCCAAUACAAAUAAUAGUAACAAUAAUAAUAAUAUACAAUCAUACUAUUCCACAACAUAUCCAAAUACAUCAACAAUAGCUGGAUCUAAUAGUUUGAUGCAUAGUGGAAUUUCUAUCGCAACCGGUGGAAUAAACAAUAACACCAAUACUAUGAAUAAUAAUAAUUCCCAUCGUUUAUCUUCAAAUAAUCCUGUUACUGGUGGAACACAUUCCCAUUUAAACUAUUCUGAUAUUAAUUCAAGACAUGUUGGCAAUAAUAUGUCACAGUCGAAUUUGUCUAAUUCAACAGCGUCAGUGACAGCUUCCACUGGAUCAGCAAGUAUACCAGGUGGAGUCAAUUCAGGAUCUUUAAAUAAUGCUGUAAAUAUUGGACAUGGUAUGAACAAUGCUGAAACAACUAUUCAUAAAGCAAGAUCAGCUUUAUAUGAACAUCCAUUAUUUCCAUUAUUGGCAUUAAUCUUUGAAAAAUGUGAAUUAGCCACAUGUACACCACGAGAUCCAAUGUCAGCUGCUGCUGCUGCUGCUUCAGCUUCCGGUAAUACAAACACAGGUAAUAUGGAAGUAUGGUCAUCUGAAUCAUUUAAUGAAGAUAUUAUUGUAUUUGCGAAAGAAUUAGUUAAUUCCCAAAAAACUAUUCGCACUGGUGAUCCCGAGUUAGAUUCUUUGAUAAUUCAAGCUAUUCAAGUUCUCCGAUUUCAUCUUCUUGAAAUAGAAAAAGUUCAUGAACUCUGUGAUAACUUCUGUUCUCGUUAUAUAACAUGUUUACGCGGUAAAAUGCCGAUUGAUUUAGUAAUUGAAGAUAGAGAUUCUGCUGGAUCAACUGGUUCAGGUAAUAGUCCACAACCUGUUAAUUGUUCAAUGAAUCAAUCAAUAAUUAAUUCAAAUACAUCGUUAGGGUUACAACAUGGAAAUCUUCCCAGUGGUCAUUCUACAACAACAACACCAACAACGAAUCUGUUUAAUAAUUUAAUUGAUGAUUCAAAUGGAGGAUUGAAUAUGCAACAUAAUUUAUCUCAUCCAAAUAUUGGAAAUUUUGCAAAUAAUAAUAAUAAUAAUCAUCAGCAUCAUUCAGGAUUUCAUGGUGACCCAGCAGCUGCCUACGCGGCAGUUGCUGCCGCUGCUGCAGCAUCGUCUGUAACACAAAUGGGUGGAUUAUUAGGAUUAGGCGGUAUGUAUCCAUGUUCGAAUUUACCUGCUGGAUCCAGUAAUGCAUUCCAUUCAAUGUUUGGAGGUGGUGGUAGUGGUGGUGAUCCACGAUAUAAUCCUAAUCCGCAUAAUUCCCCAAUGUCUGGUUUUUCAGACUCUUCAAGUUAUUACGCACAACAACAACAAUUACAUCAUAAUCACCAUCAACAGCAACUCCAUCCACAUCAUGGUAAUCAUUCAAACUAUCCUGGCUUGUAUUCAAAUCCAUCGGGGUUUGGAGGUGGUAGUGAACUUAGACCACCACAUCUUGGUUCACCUUAUACAAAUCAUCCAUCUGGGUUAUCAGGCAAUUUUAAUAAUAAUACUAAUAAUAAUUCACAAAAUUUUAUCGGACAUUUGCCAAGCGGGCAUGGUGGAACAAAUUUAACAGGAUUUGGUCAACAUCAAUUAUCUGCAGAUGCAUUAUCAUCAUCUUCAUCAUCUGGAAUGGUCGGACGAUCAAAAAAUUCUUCCCCUUUACUUGGAAGUGUUGGAAGUCGGCGGUCACCGGAUGCAGAUGAUCGGACUAGUCCUAAUGGCGGUGGAAAUACAUGUCACCGUAAUGGAGCAUCUGGGUGUGGAAACUCUAACAAUCGUGGUAGUGGUGGUGGUGGUGGAGGUUGUGAUGGAAAUGGAGGAGGUGGUGGGGAUGGAAGCGGUGGCGGCGGCGGUGGUGGUGGUGGUGACCGUGGACGGUCAUCUGACAAUUCUGGUGGGGGUGGACGUACUGCUUCUGGUACAACAAUUUCCAACACUCAACAUAUUGCUGAUCAUAGUUUGGUUCGCCAAACUCAUAAUCAUCAUCCGCAUUCACUCAAUCACAUGUCACAAAAUUUAUCUCAGUCCAAUACACCAAUGUCUCGUAGUCAUGGUAAUGCCAGUCAAGAUAUGAACAGUGAAGCGGGUGAUGGAAUUGAUAACUCAAUUGGAUCGGGGGAAAAUUUUGAUGAAUUCGAUUUAGAAGAAAAAUCAAUAAAACGUCAGAAAAAACGUGGUAUUUUCCCUAAAGCUGCUACAAAUAUUAUGCGAGCUUGGCUAUUUCAACAUCUAUCACAUCCUUAUCCAUCGGAAGAACAAAAAAAGCAAUUAGCUACAGAUACUGGUUUAACAAUUCUACAAGUAAAUAACUGGUUUAUUAAUGCUCGACGACGUAUUGUUCAACCAAUGAUUGAUCAAUCAAAUCGAGCCGGACCACAUGGCUAUCCACCCGAUGCUGCAGGAUGUUUACCUUAUAUGGAUAAUCAACAUUUUGCUGCCUAUGGUCGUCCAGGUGGGUAGUAACAUAUAAAAUGGAUUAAAUUUAAUAUAUAUUUAUUAGGAUAGGAAUUUUAUGGAGAUUAUUUAAUUUAAAUUUAUUUUUCAUUCAUGCUGUGGUAACAUUUCAUAAGCCAAUGGAAAUAUUUAUAACACUGAUGAUGAUGAUGAUGAUGAUCGCGUUAUGUGAUUAAUAGUACUGGAAAAAUGUGAAUCACUGAAAACUUACUUACACAAUAGCAGGCCUGAAUGUUCUAGGUCCGACUCUGU
This is a messenger RNA of Schistosoma bovis, 3369 nucleotides long. Lineage: Eukaryota; Metazoa; Platyhelminthes; Trematoda; Strigeidida; Schistosomatidae. The record is from the annotation of a GenBank genome assembly.